CUGCACUACGGGACCAUCAUGGGCAGCAGAGCUUGUGUCAAAAUGGCAGCAGCUGCCUGGGGCAGUGGUUUUCUCAAUGCUGUCCUGCACACUGCUAACACAUUUUCAAUACCACUCUGCCAAGACAACACAGUGGACCAGUUCUUCUGUGAGAUUCCCCAGAUCCUCAAGCUCUCCUGCUCAGAUGCCUACCUCAGGGAAGUGGGGCUUCUUGUGGUUAGUGUUUUUUUAGUCUUUGUGUGUUUUGUUUUCAUUGUGGUGUCCUAUGUGCAGAUCUUCACAGUCGUGCUGAGGAUCCCCUCUGAGCAGGGCCGGCACAAAGCCUUUUCCAUGUGCCUCCCGCACCUGGCCGUGGUCUCCUUGUUUCUCAGCACUGUCAUGUUUGCCUACCUGAAGCCCCCCUCCAUCUCCUCCCCAUCUCUGGAUCUGGUGGUGUCUGUUCUGUACUCGGUGGUGCCUCCAGAGCAAAAAUCAUGUAAUAAUCUCUUAGAGACCAAGGACUGGAUUCAGGACUCCCCCAUCAGUGUCCAGUGGCAGUGGAGGGGAGGCCGGUGGAGUGGGACACCUCUGGAUGUGCAUACCUAA
Molecule: messenger RNA, 585 nt
Organism: Dromaius novaehollandiae (emu)
Lineage: Eukaryota; Metazoa; Chordata; Aves; Casuariiformes; Dromaiidae
Product: olfactory receptor 14A16-like
Exons: 2
Biological process (GO): G protein-coupled receptor signaling pathway
Cellular component (GO): membrane
Molecular function (GO): olfactory receptor activity; odorant binding
Source: RefSeq, a predicted model, not a curated record